AUGCUGGGUAUGAAUGAUGAGGAAAUAGAGGUGAUCCCAAACAAUGAAGAACGUUACAUAUCAUAUACAGUUAAAAGGCAGAACAUGAUCGAACUGAGGUUCUUGGAUUCGUUCAAGUUUAUGUCCAGUAGCCUUGAUGCACUCACCAAAAACCUUCAGAAAGAUCAGUUUACACAUACUGCUAAAUACUUCAAUGAAUCCGAGUUGAACCUGGUUUUGAGAAAAGGUAUUUACCCAUAUGAUUACAUGGACAGUGAGGACAAAUAUGAGCUAACUCAUCUACCUAAGCAGGAAGAAUUCUACAACAUACUCACUAAAACAGAUGUUGACCCUAAAGAUUAUGAACAUGCUAAAAGAGUGUGGGAUUCAUUUAAAAUGAAGGAUAUGAAAGAGUACACAUUGAUGUACAACAAAUCAGAUGUCCUCCUACUAGCUGACGUUAUGGAGAACUUCCGUAAUGUGUGUAUGUCAACGUACAAACUAGAUCCUGCAUGGUUUUUCACCACACCUGGUCUUGCUUGGAGUGCUAUGCUAAAAACAACGAACGUUGAACUGGAACUUAUUUCAGAUUACGAUAUGCUACUUAUGAUUGAGAAGGGAAUUAGAGGUGGUGUAUCGCAAAGUUCUAAUCGCCAUGCUAAAGCCAAUAACCCCUACAUGAAUGAUUACGAUUCGAGCAAACCAACUGAGUAUCUGGUAUACUUAGAUGCAAAUAACCUAUAUGGAUGGGCAAUGGUUCAACACAUGCCGUAUGGAGAUUUCAAAUGGUGUGAUACAAACAUCGAUGUCACCGAAAUCCCUGACGAUGCCGACACGGGGUAUAUACUUGAAGUGGAUUUGGAAUAUCCUAAAGAUACCCACGAUUUGCAUUCCGAUCUUCCUCUUGCCCCGGAGCAGAGAGUACCACCAGGAGGAAAAGAGGUUAAACUAUUGACAACACUUUAUGACAAAGAGAAGUAUGUUGUUCAUUACAGGAAUCUCAAGCUGUACCUUAAGCUUGGAUUGAAACUGAAGAAGAUCCAUAGAGUCAUUUCCUUUAGGCAAUCAAACUGGAUAGCUACUUAUAUUGACCUGAAUACAAAACUGAGAACUCAGGCAAAGAACGAUUUUGAAAAGGAGUUUUACAAACUGAUGAAUAAUGGUGUGUUUGGGAAGACAAUGGAGAACAUACGUAACAGAGUGGAUGUGCGAUUGGCGACAAAGGAAAAACAAAUUGUCAAAUGGAUUGCUCAACCUACAUUCAAGGAUCGUACAAUAUUUGCUGAAAAUCUCUCUGCUGUGCACAUGAAAAGGACAAAACUCCUGUUUAAUAAACCUAUAUAUGUUGGUAUGAGUGUAUUAGAUGUUUCAAAGACUCUAAUAUACGAUUUUCACUAUAAUGUGAUUAAAUCAAAGUACGGUGACAAAGCACGAUUGCAGUAUACAGACACUGAUUCCUUGAAAUAUGCCAUUGCCACCUCUGAUUUUUACCAGGAUAUGAAAACCAUGAUAGAUUACUUUGAUACAAGUGACUACCCUGAGAACAAUCCGUAUGGGAUGCCUAGAGUCAACAAAAAGGUUCUUGGUAAAAUGAAAGAUGAACUGAGUGGGAGGAUUAUGCGAGAACAGAUUGCUCUAAGAUCUAAGAUGUAUGCUCAUGAAGUCGAGGAUGGUAGUGUAUGCAAAAAGUCAAAAGGAGUCAAAAAGUCAGUCACCGAGAAGGAAAUAACAUUUGACGACUACAAAAAAUGCUUGUUUGAAGGUUUGGAAACCACUAAAACCAUAAAUAUGAUUAGAAGUUUCAGUCACGACCUCUACACCAUAGCACUUAAUAAAGUAGUGUUGUCAAACCAAGAUGAUAAACGAUACAUUUUAGAUGAUGGAAUUCAUUCCCUCCCCUGGGGUCACUAUUCAAUAAACCAUUAA
Macrosteles quadrilineatus (aster leafhopper) is the source of this 1905-nucleotide messenger RNA. RefSeq lists its product as uncharacterized. Bases 1 to 1905 code for a protein of 634 amino acids. The record is from RefSeq and is a predicted model, not a curated record. Lineage: Eukaryota; Metazoa; Arthropoda; Insecta; Hemiptera; Cicadellidae. The transcript has a single exon.